AUGGAUCCAACUAGCAGACGCGUUCCAGUAGACAAGCGGAAACGCACAGAAACGAGUUGCGACAAAUGUAAAGCGAGGAAACAGAAAUGCGACCGGCUUCUGAACGAGGCACAAUGCAGAUACUGCGAACUUCACGGCUACACAUGCACGACCACCGCUCUCCGGAAGAGGAGAGCCUACGGCUUGGAAGGCAUGGGAAGUCGAAUUACGCUGCUCGAAUCCCUCGUCAAAGGUCUCCUACCCGAGGCCAACCUGUCCAGCAUAGAUGAGAUACAACACGUUGGGGCCUCGCUGGGCAUUCCUUUGCCUGCAUUGGAAGACAACAUCCUGACAGAAAAUGCUCAGGGUACAAGAGGUCAGGGAACCGAUGACGACGACGAGGAAGCGACCGUCGAAGUGAUCCCAGAUCAACAGAACCAAACCCAAUAUGUCGGCCCAUCCAGCUCCUUCCUGUUCCAUCUGAAGUUGCGGCGGAUGCUUGGGGCAUACUCAAUAUUCAAAUUCGCCCUGUUCGGCAACAAUGCAGCAGACCAGAUAGCAGAGCCUCCCAGAGAUGUCGAGUCGAGUCAUAAUGCUCGCCGCGAGUCUGCCAGUGUGGCAACGGAUUGUUCGUCACCAGCCGACGCCGUCCGAGAGAUUGAUGAGGCAGUCAUCGAAGCGCUCAUGGACGCUUACUUCGAAGUUAUCCAUCCCGACUUCCCUGUCAUCCAUGAGGCUUCAUUCCGAGCCUCGUAUGAGGCUUGGGCCGCUUCGAAUUCGACUGCCGACCCUGCGUGGCUGUGCGGCGCGCUUUGCAUCCUCAUACUAUCCCGUCGCGUUGCGCCAAUUGAGAUACCAGAGGAAGCAGAGAAGAAAUGGUGGAGACACGUCCAAGCCUUACUGCCUACGGUGAUAUUCAGUUCCAACAUCUCUACCAUCCAGGCGCUCAUGCUCGCCGCUCUACACCUUCACAAUACCAAUCACCGCGAUGCGUGUUGGAACCUCACGGGAGCCGCUGUUCGAGUAGCCCAUGCCAUAGGCAUGCACCGGGACGACAUCAAGCAGACACAGAAUCGGCUCAACCGAGAACUGCGAAGGCUCGUAUGGUGGACACUUUACGCAUUUGAGCAAAUGCAGGUAUCAUCCUAUGACCGACCCAGUGCAAUUGCCCACGUCGCCAGUACCGUCGACUGUCCCAACGAACGCAUCGUAGGAAAUGCAGGCGCCUUCCCACCGGAUUUCGCCCUAUGGUCCCGCAAAUUGACGGUCAUCCUCGGCAUGGCCUGCAAAGCACUAAACCCCGGCAACGGCGGUGCCCCUUCUCCCGAAGAUGCUUACAGCCGACCUCUGUCGCCGACCGCGACUAUCCUGCGAGAUCUGGCGCGGUGGAAGCAAGGUCUACCUACACAUUUGCGAGUCGAAGUCCUUGACUCCCUUGCGCCCUCGACCCAGCGACCGCUCAUUCUCCUCCAUGUACAAUAUUACUACAUCCUCGUCCUCGUGACCCGGACCGCCCUGUUACGCCACGCGAACAUCAUCGUGCAGAACAAAAAAGCUGAUCAACAAGCCGUGCCGCCGGCGUUAGUGAUGGUCUCUGACACGAGUAUCGACGCUGGUCGCUCCCUGGGCCAGCUGCUGCGCAGACUAGAUUCGAUCCACAGGUUCAAUGCCGUCACAUGGUUUGAUGUGUUCUACCUCGUCGCCGCCGCUUUGGUCCUGGUUCUCGACCUCCGCAUCAACAGAGGUGAAGCCACCGCCAGCUCGACGACGUCUGAAUCGAGACUGCUUUUACAAGAUCUCGCGAGCCUGGCAAGCAAGCAUAUGCAGAAUCAUCGGAUGCCCGGGUCGAUGCGAGCACUGGCCCAGAUUGUCGUGGAUGUCAAUUCGACUGCGGAACAGUUCACGUCGUCUACAUCCACCGCCACUGGCGCCGCGGCCGCCGUCACGGCAGAAGUGCAACAACAACCACAACAGUCAUUGGCAGGCACAAGUGCGGCCGACGGGGAACCGCAAAUGGGAGGCCGUGGUCUUCUGAGCCAGGGUCAGAGAUUUGCUGCAAGUGGGACUAAUUCUCCCGCGCCCACUGAAUCAGGUUCGCCAUUUGAAUCACAGGUUCUACCACAGCAUGAUCAUAACAAUCUUCUGGCUACGGCGCCACUGGAGUUCCAUCGACCAACGACGGCACCCGGCAGUGGGAAAGUAUUAGACUCGAUUCGCAGUCGUGCUUACGAUUCCGAGUUUUGGGCCCAGUUUUCCUUUAUGGAUGAAGUCGACACUGGCAAUGGAGUGCAGGACUGGGUGUGGGAUGAUAUUGGAACAAUUGUUCGAGGGGGUUAG
Messenger RNA from Capronia coronata CBS 617.96, 2316 nucleotides. RefSeq lists its product as uncharacterized. NCBI's taxonomy places the organism in Eukaryota, Fungi, Ascomycota, Eurotiomycetes, Chaetothyriales, Herpotrichiellaceae. Bases 1 to 2316 code for a protein of 771 amino acids. Gene Ontology annotation, molecular function: DNA-binding transcription factor activity, RNA polymerase II-specific; DNA binding; zinc ion binding. Gene Ontology annotation, biological process: DNA-templated transcription; regulation of DNA-templated transcription. The transcript has a single exon. The record is from RefSeq and is a predicted model, not a curated record.